Messenger RNA from Erpetoichthys calabaricus (reedfish), 2054 nucleotides. RefSeq names its product nectin-1-like. Gene Ontology annotation, biological process: homophilic cell-cell adhesion; heterophilic cell-cell adhesion. Lineage: Eukaryota; Metazoa; Chordata; Cladistia; Polypteriformes; Polypteridae. Gene Ontology annotation, cellular component: adherens junction. The record is from RefSeq and is a predicted model, not a curated record. The transcript is spliced from 10 exons. Bases 1 to 1311 code for a protein of 436 amino acids.
AUGACGAAUUUUGUUCCAGAAACCCUAUUUACCAAUUCACUCAACUCAAAAUACAAUUCACACUAUAUUUUUACUAUUUUCCAAAUUUCAGAUUCAAACCAAGAAAGCUGUAAAUUACAAGAUAGAAGAUUUGAAUGGAAUGAUAAACCUGAAGAAGAAAAUGACAAAGUCACUGCUAUUCUUGGAGGAGAUGUCACACUUAAGUGUGUCCUGAAUGGGGUCACAGAGAUACUCUCACAAAUCACCUGGCAGAGAUGGAUAAAUGAAAAGAUAGAAAACUUUCUAAUCUAUCAUCCGAAAAUAGGGCCUCACCCACUGGUCCCAUUUGCAAGAAGAGUCACAUUUGUUGGCAAAGGAGCCUGGGAUGGCUCAAUUAUCAUUAAAAAUGUCAGUCUGUCUGAUGAAGGGAAAUAUAACUGCAUCUUCACCACCUUUCCCACUGGCUCACAUGAUCACUUUAUUAAGCUGUUUGUUCAAGUUAUACCAAGCAUCACAGUUUCCUCAGAAAAUAUCUUAUUGGCUGGAAAGGGUGAAGCCACAGUGGCAACCUGCAUAGCUGCACAUGGCAAGCCAGCAGCUAAGGUGAGCUGGGAAACUCACUUGGAAAAGGAAUCUCAUGUCGUGGAUGAAUUCUUUGCUGAAAACUGCACAGUAACAAUUCGUAGUCAACUGCUAACAUUCCCUACCAAGGAGAUGAACCAGCAGGAGCUGCACUGUGUUGUAACUCAUCCAACAUUUCAGCAACCAGAAAUUCUCCCUUAUAAAUUGAACAUAUCCUAUCCCCCUUCAGUUGUUUUAAAGACUUUUGUGGAUGAACCAGACCAGCUAACCCUCUACUGUGAGGCAGAUGCAAACCCGGCCCCGACAAAAUUUGUAUGGAUUAAGGAACACAAAAUGCUACAAAAUAUGUCUACCAAUAAAAUUUUCUUAACAAAACUCGCACCUCAUCAUACAGGACUCUAUUCCUGUGAAGCAUCCAAUCAGCAUGGGACAGGGAAUGGCAAUUUAUUCCUCCUUGUUGAAGAGACAUUCACAGACAAGACAAGAAUGAUAGUUGUGUUCAUCCCAGUGGUAAUUCUUACACUGACAGUGCUAACCUUCACCAUUAAGGUUCUGUGCUUUGGGGAUGAAGCAGCAUUCAGCACUAAAACUGCAGUGCGUCAGAAACCCAAUGACACCAAGCAAGCUAGAGAUUCUGACGAAGUCAAAAUUGGUUUGCAGGUACACAAUGCAGGAAAAUCUAAUCUUGAUGAUAGACAGAUCACAGGAGAAUGUCAUUUCCGAUGUGACCGUGGAAAUAUGUACAUUUAAAGUUCACCCAAACUGCAGCCCAUUGGUCCACGUUUUCUGAAGAUUACUACAGUCAAGCAUAUUUACAGAACUCAAAAAGCUGACUUUUAUUACUUCUGUUCCUUGAAUUAGAGGCCAGUACUGAUCUUGAACUGACAUGGACUUUGAACUGAACUAAAUUUACUGACCUCUGUCAAUCCCUAACAGCCAUAGUCCAGCAGGGAAGAACAACACAGGUAAACAUUCAGGGAACGGAAAUCACUGACAAGUCUUCAUUGUGGCUUUAUAACUGAGGGGAGCACAUCUGAUGUCCCAGGUCUUCUGCUAUCGCACAACUCAUCCACCUCCCUCACUGUUAAGAAAAUUAAUUCAAGGGUUGUGCUUCUGAAAUUGUCCUGGUUAUGUACUGUAAAAUCCAGUUUUUGGAGAGAAAUCACUAAAGUGCAUCAUCUUGUAAAAACUGUAAACUAAUCAGAAAAAACAACUGCCUCGUUAAGGCAAACAAUAAUUGUGGCAGUGCAUAUAGAAAUAAAAAUUGAAAACUAAUCUGAUAAUCUUUUCCAAAUAAAAAGUUAAGACCUGAAGAUGUAAAUAGCAGCCCAAAGUCGGCACUCACUCAUUUACGAGUCCACACUAUUAUCUUAUAUUUAUCAAAAUAUAGAACAACUUGGUUUUGUCCACAGUGUUCAUUUUAGGACAUCCUUCUCCCUCUGAAAAAAUGCCAUCUUUUGUUUGGUAAAACACCAUCCUCCCUUCUACCUCCA